AUGGGAGAUGAUGGGGUCCGCCGUUUACACCCACAACUUCUACAUUCAACUAUCACAGGGGUUAAUUUGUUUCUUGACGUUGCUAAUACUCGCUUUAUAUCCUUCUAUCUCCUAGUCGACUCCGUUUGCGACCUCUUUUUCCGCGGCCAUUGGCCGCUCCCACCACGAAGAACCCUCAACACAACCCCUCGAAACCAAACAAGUGACCAGCGCAAAGGGUCCACGAUGGAUUUUUUAAAAUCUGCUGUCGCCUCAGCGAUCGCCAAGGGAAGCUCGCUCCCCUUUUCACUUGGCGAUAGGGUAGACAUCGGCGACUCGAUGUGGACACUGCACAACGGUACGAAACGGGAGGACAGCUCGGCAUGCAGUGUCUUUACGUUUGAUAUUGUGGCGAACAGAUCGCGGCUUCCAAUAGCAAAGAAUGCCGUUCGGAAGUCGAGGACUUUGCGCCAUCCUGGUGUGCUGAAAGUUCUGGAUACGAUCGAGACUGAAUCCAACAUCUACAUUGUGACAGAACGCGUUGCUCCCCUCUCAUGGCCGGUCAAACGGCGGAGUCUGAGUGAGGAGACGGCGAAAUGGGGGCUGUGUACAGUUUCGUCUACUCUCAAGUUUAUCAAUAAUGACGCCGCCUCUGUCCACGGCGCCGUACGUGCCUCGUCCGUUUAUACAAGUGAGAGUGGUGAAUGGAAACUGGGAGGAUUUGAUAUCCUAAGCUCGAUGAAAGAAGAUGAUGCUGUCAUAUAUACAUAUGGAAGUCUAGUUCCCGACGCAGCUCGAUACACACCUCCGGAAGUCGCCAAAGGUGGUUGGCAAAGCAUCAAGUCAUAUCCUCUGACUGCCGUUGAUUCGUACGGAUUAGGAGCUCUCAUUUUUGAAGUCUUCAAUGGCAACUUUUCCGGUGGCGAUCAAGUUGGCAAGACUACUAAUAUCCCUCCGAGCAUGCAACAAAGUUACAAGCGACUGUGCACCGCAAACCCUAAGAUGCGACUCAGUCCUGCGCACUUUGUUGAGCAAGGGAAAAAACAGGGUGGUUUUUUCCAAACCUCGUUGAUUCGCUUAACGGAGGACAUGGAUAGUCUGGGUCUAAAGACCGAUGCCGAACGUGAGGAAUUUAUCAAUGAACUUGAUAACCUGUCCGAGGACUUUCCUGAAGAUUUCUUCAAGAUGAAGGUCCUUCCCGAAUUGCUGAAAUCUGUUGAAUUUGGAGGUGGAGGCCCAAAAGUGCUCAGUGCCACAUUGAAAAUUGGCUCUAAGCUCUCUGCAGACGAGUUCAACGCUAAACUAACACCCGUCAUUGUGCGUCUCUUUGGAAAUCCUGAUCGGGCGCUGCGUGUGUGCCUGUUAGAUAACCUACCUUUGAUGAUUGAGAAUCUUCCUCAGAAGAUUGUCAAUGACAAGAUUUUCCCCCAGAUGACUUCUGGUUUCACCGACGCUGCUCCUGCAGUUCGAGAACAGACGGUUAAGGCUGUUCUUCCAGUCGUUAAUAAACUUAGUGACCGCGUCAUCAAUGGCGAACUUCUCAGGUUUCUAGCUCGUACUGCUAACGACGAGCAACCUGGUAUCCGUACAAAUACAACCAUCUGUCUUGGCCGGAUUGCCAAGAACCUGGGACAAAGUUCUCGCUCCAAGGUACUCGUUGCCGCAUUCUCAAGGGCCAUCCGGGAUCCAUUUGUCCAUGCUCGCAAUGCAGGACUUCUUGCUCUCUCCGCCACGAUCGAUGUCUUUGACGAGGAUGAUUGCGCUUCCAAGAUCCUUCCUGCUAUUUGCCCAGCUCUUUUGGAUAAAGAGAAGCUCAUCCGAGAUCAAGCGAAUAAAACCCUUGAUCUAUAUCUCCAACGGAUACGCAAAUUUGGAAGCACAAUGGCAGAGACAAUAAUUUUACCCGCCGCCCCCACAGAACCCAGCAAGCAUGAGUCCGAUGCUCGUAUUGGCACUUCAACUGAUAGCUCGUGGGCCGGGUGGGCUAUUUCAUCCUUCACCAACAAGAUCGCAGCGGCGGAUGGUGAGAUCGAACCAAAAAUAUCCACCAAACCUGCCGAGGUAGAUACCCGUUCCGCCUCAGUGCCUCGACCAGCCAAAUCAUCACCUUCCACCCAACUCGACCUUCCAAAGCAAGCGCUUCGCCCCGCUCAACCCCUAAACCGCUCUCACUCGGACCGCCCAGCCCCAAUCGUCCAAGAGAAACUCCAAGAAGCAGAAGGAGACGAUGGUUUCGACGCGUGGGGUGAUAUGGACGACGAAGAAAACGACGUAGACACAUUUACCGCAGCUGUAGCAUCGCCGGGCCCAUCAUCACCCAACCCGACUGCAAAUGUAAUCUCUGCUACGACAUUUGACGAUGGUGGUGAACCAGACUUUGCAGGUUGGUUGGCUGCGAAGAGUCAAUCCAAGACAAAGAAUGCCUUGCCGAAGGGUCUGGGCAAGACUGUGUCUAGUAGUAGCAUGCCUACAAGAUCCACGCCUAAACCCAGGGCCGUAGUGCCGAUUAAAAAGAUCGAUAUCAAACCUAAGGAUGCUGAUGAGGAUGAAGGUUGGGGUGAUGCUUGGGAUUAG
Molecule: messenger RNA, 2553 nt
Organism: Penicillium taxi
Lineage: Eukaryota; Fungi; Ascomycota; Eurotiomycetes; Eurotiales; Aspergillaceae
Product: COPI-interacting protein CEX1
Exons: 10
Coding region: 1-2553 (850 amino acids)
Biological process (GO): tRNA export from nucleus; protein phosphorylation
Cellular component (GO): cytoplasm
Molecular function (GO): protein kinase activity; ATP binding
Source: RefSeq, a predicted model, not a curated record